Messenger RNA from Talpa occidentalis (Iberian mole), 8314 nucleotides. RefSeq names its product DEAH-box helicase 32 (putative) (gene DHX32). The coding region runs from base 274 to 2511 and encodes 745 amino acids. The transcript has 12 exons. Gene Ontology annotation, molecular function: RNA binding. Gene Ontology annotation, cellular component: intracellular anatomical structure; spliceosomal complex. The record is from RefSeq and is a predicted model, not a curated record. Lineage: Eukaryota; Metazoa; Chordata; Mammalia; Eulipotyphla; Talpidae.
CUGGCGGCGGGGCCGGGCCGGGCCUCCCCGAUCGCGGAGCCGCCGUGCAGUGUGGUUGAGUCACUGAACGUCGGGAGGUGCCAGGUGAGCCCGCAGGGCAGAGAAGCACAGAUGCAGGUUUGAGGAGUGGCACCGCCUGAGACCGCGCACUUCGCACUUCCGAAGCCUGCGCCUCCACGCUGGUGCAGGGGCUGCGUGACGCUGCGUGCAGGGGUUACAGGACGACACACUCAGUAGGCCCGCGUCAGAUGCAUCCAUUCGCUGCCGGACAAGAUGGAAGAGGCAGCACUGGGGUGUUCUAACGCUUCCCCUGAGAAACGCUAUUUUCCUGAGUCCCUGGACUCCAGUGAUGGGGAAGAGGAGGGGGUCCUGGCCUGCGAGGACCUGGAGCUCAACCCCUUUGACGGUUUGCCGUAUUCAUCGCGCUACUAUAAACUUCUGAAAGAGAGGGAGGAGCUUCCAAUAUGGAAAGAAAAGUACUCCUUUAUGGAGAACCUGCUGCAAAACCAAGUUGUCAUCAUUUCUGGAGAUGCUAAAUGCGGCAAGAGCUCUCAGGUGCCUCAGUGGUGCGCCGAGUACUGCCUCUCCGUCCACUACCAGCACGGGGGCGUGGUGUGCACGCAGGUCCACAAGCAGACUGCGGUCCAGCUCGCCCUGCGGGUCGCAGAUGAGAUGGACGUUAACAUUGGCCACGAGGUUGGCUACGUGAUCCCCUUUGAGAACUGCUGUACCAGCGAGACCAUCCUGAGGUACUGCACCGACGACAUGCUGCAGCGGGAGAUGAUGUCCAACCCCUUCCUGGGCAGCUAUGGGGUGGUCAUCCUGGACGACGUGCAGGAGCGGAGCAUGGCCACCGACGUCCUGCUGGGGCUCCUCAAGGACGUGCUGCUCGCCAGGCCAGAGCUGAAGCUCAUCAUCAGCUCCUCCCCGCACCUGGUCGGCAAGCUCAGCUCUUACUAUGGAAAUGUGCCUCUCAUUGAGGUGCGGCACGGGCACCCCGUGGAGGUGGUACACCUCAGCGGGGCCCAGAAGGAGCCCCUGGAGUCCGUUCCGCGCCUCAUCCUUGAAAUCCACCGCUCGGGGGAGCCAGGCGACAUAGUCAUCUUUCUGGCCUGCGAACAAGACAUUGAGAAGGCCUAUGAAGUUGUCUGCCAGGAGGGCGCUCACGUAAACCCGGAUGCUGGGGAGCUGGUGGUGAUCCCCCUGUACCCCAGAGAGAAGUGCACCCUGUUCAGGACCCAGGAUGACGCGGAGAAGCAGUGGCAGGCUUCCCCGCGGAGGGUGGUGCUGACGGCCAGCUCCGGGGAGGCGCUCAUCUGGAGCAAGACGGUCAGAUUCGUCAUCGACGUGGGCGUGGAGAGAAGAAAGGUGUACAACCCGCGGAUCAGAGCCAACUCCUUGGUCCUGCAGCCCAUCAGCCAGAGCCAAGCGGAGACCCGCAAGCAGAUUCUCGGGUCCUCGGCUUCAGGAAAACUCUUCUGCCUGUAUUCUGAGGAAUUUGCCUCCAAAGACAUGCAGCCCCUUAAGCCGGCGGAAGUGCAGGAAGCCAACCUCACCAGCAUGGUGCUGUUCAUGAAGAGGAUUGACAUCGCGGGCCUCGGCCACUGUGACUUCAUGAACAGGCCAGCCCCAGAAAGCUUGAUGCAGGCUUUGGAAGACCUGGAUUACCUGGCAGCACUGGACAACGAUGGGAAUCUCUCUGAGUUUGGAAUCAUCAUGUCAGAGUUUCCUCUUGAUCCACAACUCUCAAAGUCCAUCUUAGCAUCCUGUGAAUUUGACUGUGUGGACGAAAUGCUGACGAUCGCCGCCAUGGUGACAGCGCCAAGCUGCUUUCUGCGCCUGCCGCCGGGCGCCGAGGAGGCUGCCUUGACUUGCUGGAAGACGUUCUUACAUCCUGAAGGAGACCACUUCACCCUUAUCAACAUUUACAAGGCCUACCAAGACACGACGCUGAACUCCACCAGUGAGCACUGUGUGGAAAAGUGGUGCCACGACUGCUUCCUCAGCUGCUCUGCCCUCAGGAUGGCAGACACUAUCCGAGCAGAACUCCUAGAAAUCAUCAGGCGGAUCGAGCUUCCCUAUGCAGAACCCGCUUUCGGCUCAGAGGAGAACACCCUGAACGUCAAGAAGGCGCUGCUGUCGGGCCACUUCCUACAGAUCGCUCGGGAUGUUGACGGCUCGGGGAACUACCUGAUGCUGACACACAAGCAGGUGGCCCAGCUGCACCCUCUAUCCGGCUACUCCCUCACCAAGAAGAUGCCCGAGUGGGUGCUCUUCCACAGAUUCAGCAUAUCUGAGAACAACUACAUCAGGGUCACCUCAGAAAUCUCUCCUGAACUAUUCAUACAGCUGGCACCACAGUACUAUUUCAGCAACCUGCCUCCCAGUGAAAGUAAGGACAUCCUCCAGCAGGCCAUGGAUCACCUCUCAGCCCUCUCAGCCAUGAGCACAGAGCAGAAGGCAGGCGAGCAGGGCCCCGAAGCCGCCGAGCAGAGAUGCGUCCUCCAGUGACCUCGCCCUCCGCGGGCCCAUGUGCAAUAAGCACCCGGGCCGCCUCGCGAGGGGUCCUGGAGUGACGUGCAGGCACCGUGGAGGGGGGCGGCAACCCUUAGGGGUCUCUGAAAAAUAACGCUUGUAUAGUAUUUAAAGAUAAGAAAUAGAAGUUUUUAUUGAGUUCUUUAAAUUACUAUUCAUGUUUUUCUUUUUAUUGGAAAAGUUUUUAAACAUUCAUAAUUCGAACAAAAUGAAAAUAUUUUGUACUGUGUCACAGACACGGGUGACAGACCCUACAUUUUGUAGAGGACCUUAAUCUGAAUAAAGUCAUGAGUUUUCCAGUAAGAUCUUCAGUCUUCCGGUUACUUCACAAAUGCAAGCCCCCCACCCAGCAGGAAACGGUCAGACAGACAGGUAGUCCCUCAGCUUCUCCAUGACCGCACCCAUCCUGUCGCUGGGGACCAGCAUCACUGUCCGCAAGGGCUUCAUCGGCACGUCGUCAAAGGACCACCGGCCUCCCAGGCGCGUGUCGCUCUCCUCUUGCACCGAGUAGCUGAACUUCAGGGCUGCCUUCUAAACCCAACCGAGAGCCAUGAAUUAAAGACCAAACUCAUUUCUUCUGUAACAAAGAACACUAAGUUGCUUAAAGAAUGACGGCUAAAGGAAGCAAAACGCAGUAUGUGCUCAAAAGGGACGUUUAGGCAGAAAUUCUAAAAACCACCAAGCAGAAAUUACAAUUUUGAGCUACAGGAAUGGCGAGAAGUGGCCUGUUCCUAAAAGGGGCUCGAGAGCCAAGUGCCGCUCCCCAGCUCACGUGCUGACGCACUAAGGCUGCACAGCCACUCCUAGCCUGCUCUCACCCGAUUCGCCACGUAAUCUUGUGACAGACAAGUUAAGGCUUGGCGCAUCUGACAAUAAAAAGCAUGGUCUGUGUCCACUGUCCCGGCUGCUUCCUUGGCAUAAAGCUCCUUGGUGAGACAGGAAAGACUGCAGAGCCAGGCCGUCUUAACUCCCUCGUACACGCUCCUGAAAUGGUCCCUGACAAGCUGAGGCGUAAGCUGUAAAAAUGUGAUUUUCACUCUUUGCUUCCUGAAAGACUCCAACAGAGGUCUUGAAAGUAGUAGGUGAUAUCAUCCAAUCCAAGAAAAUAUCUUCCCUCCUCAGAUGUAAGAUCGCGAGAGAAAGGCAGUAUGAGAAAGAAUAUCCUGGUGUUUGGCCAUCACAGCACAAGCACCUUUCUAGGAGGAGUCACCACAGGCAUCACCCAGAACUAAAGGCAUGAAGUGGUGCUGGCAGCAGCAUGGGGACCACACGCGGGACACCCGGGGGUGGGGGGGAGUGACGAACCCACCAAGAACCUACUAUGUGAAGGCGCUGUGGGAGGAUUUUGACACUAAUGGAAGAGCAAUAAUUCCUGAUUAUUGCCCAAAAAAUCCCUUGUUAUAGCUGACAGAGGAAGCGGAGGGCUCACCUCGUAGAAGAAUUCUUCCUCCGCGUUUGCAAACAUCAGCCCUUCUUUGUCCUGGCUGUUCCCCUUCUGUUUGGAGUUUUUUCCCGCUUCCACAAAGGUCUUGCUAAUCAGCAGGUAGAAGUGGCACUUCCCACAGGGCUUGUUGGUCUUCUGUGCCUCUGCUAUUUCUUUUCUACAAAGCAAGCGUAGGGGGUUUACCCAGUGGCCAGGCGAGUCCAUCCAAACCAGAGCCCGGAGCAAACCAGACCCGCGAGGCCACAGGGGUCACAACACAGCUUAAGGCACAGACUUCAGGGCGGACACGCGGAACGAGGAGUCUGGUUUAUGCGGUCUCAGCACCUUCUGCUGCGUUUUAAUAGUGAACACUAUGAUGAACCAGACACGUGCCGAGUGUGGACUCCUGCAACUAAGAGAUGCGUCUCAGUCUCACUCAGGACCCUGGCCCAGAAGUUAACAACUGGUGCAAGAACCUGCAUUCUGAAAGCAAGGAACACUGAAGUGAAACACACAAAGGCACGUGGCCACAGCCAAAUGGCAUUAGGGCGCAGGCCUGCUACAGGCCACAGCCACUGGAGUCGGGGCCACUGGUGACUACUGAGAAACAGCAGGGCAAGACAGGGACACCUCAAAUUCCCCAACAGUCCUGGGGACGGCAACGAAGCCUUAGUUUUCUUACUAGAAAUCAUACAUGACUUGUGCAGCUGAACAAAGACAUAAGGAGCCCAGAACACCCCAAUUCAGCAGAUCUCUUUCCUGGGAAUCCAAAUAAGCUCCAGCUGGCCAGGAACAAGACAAGGCAAGACCAAAAACACCGACGGCACUGCCAGCACAGUACGCGGAGCAGCCGGGGGCUGCGGGAGAAUGACAGUAAAACUAAAAGUGAAUCCAUAAAAGAAACGUGGAAAACCUAGCAGAGCGCAGGGACGGGCCCACACACCAUCUCAGGGGCACCCACACUAAACACAUGUUGCAAUCCUCAAGGAACGACGUUCUGUAAGCCCAGGGGACCCGUCUUUAUUUUCUUCCUCUACUUCAAAGCACAGGCAGUGCCAGGCCUCAGCUCUUCUUGCACCUCAGAUUUAAGGCUAUACCUGCGGCAGCAACUUCUCAAAGGGUGAAAACCUUUGUCCUAAUGAGGGAUUAAGAAAUGUCUAUGAAGCGUCUCUUUUUAUACCAGUUAAUCUUUAAGACUGCAGCUGUGGGCACAACGCCCCUAACAAGCUGAUCAUUAAGGAUGGGCACACCCAGGAUGCCGCUGAGGCCGCGGGAACGCUGUCCACACUAGCAUUUCAUUUAAACCACACUCUACGUCCACUUGGGGAUGGUGCUGAAAGGCGACCCCGGCCCCUUACUGCAGCUGCUGGUGCAUGGGCAGGGCGACCUGCGGGGGCACGUUGAUGAACCGCUCGCUCAGCAGGAAGCCCACAGGCUUGGUGGUGUCCUUUAAAAGCUUCUCCAGCUGCUCAACCAUGCUCUUCCCACAGUUCUUCUCACAGCAGCUCAGAAUCAACUCUUUAAUCUGCUCCGCACACUGGGUACCCUAGCAAGCAGAGAGGAGGCUUUUUAUCACAGGCCAUCUCUUCGGGGAGAGCACCUGAACGCGAGGGCAGGCACGUUCAUCUUACAGGUAAGGGCAGUUUCCUGCCAGAGCCUUUAAAAUCUCAGCUGUCUUGAGCGGCGUGGGCUUCAGCAGCUCUCGAAAGCAGCUCAGCGGUCAUUGGCUGCCCAUGCCCAGCACGCGAGGGUUAUAGCAAACACUCAGACACACCAAUAUAAGUGGUCAAGUCCAUCAUAAAGAUGGAGGGGAGUAAAUGGAAAGUUCUCUGAGGUCAAAGGGCAGCCCACCUUGUGUUUUGAGGAGGAUUCACAGCUGCUUUUUAUUUUUUAUUAGAACUCGUCAGUGAGACAACAAAGACGAAAACACUAUUCAAAGUCAGGAAGCGCCCUCAGCUUCAGGAGACAACAAAGCCUCAGAGCCCCCACGUGGUCAGAGGCAGGGGCCUGCACACUGGGCCCGGCGCCCACCCAGCUGCAGCCCCUGGAAGCCGGCACUGGCUGUCAGAGCCGUGGGCUGCACAGCCCACUCACCGCCUCUGACACCUUCAUCUGGCUGGGGCGCCCACACAACCUCACAGGGCACACGUCCCCACGACGAACAUCACCGCGAGAAGCAGUCUCAUCCGAUGAGACACACGGGUGUGGGCUAAGGAACAAGCACCCAGAGGCCGCCCAGCGAGACCCACCUUUCUCUCCGUUAAAUUGAAGAGACUGAUAAAGCCAAAAAUCUCGUCUUCGUCCAUCUCGUCAUCACUGUCUUCUGAAACACUUGUUUGCUAUUUUUAAAAAUAAAAGAAGUUCAACUUUAUAUUUGGUUGGGAAGAAGCGUAACACCAAGUCUGGUCAUCUAAGCCUCAUUUUUCGUCUUACUUUUCAAAACCCAGCUUUCUGUCUCCUCACCUCAGGGAACAUCCCACAGGACACCGCGCGGCCUUGCUCUCACCCGUGCCUCCCUCUGACCUGCUCCCGUGCACAGGCUGGACAGCUCGUGUUGUUCUAUGUUUCUUUUCUUUUUUUUUUUUUUUUUUUUAAAGAUUUAUUUAUUUAUGCAAGCACCGGGUACGGUCAGAAGCGCGGGAGGGUGAGAGAAUUCACCAGAGCCAGAGCAGGGAACAGAACACGCAGACUGAUGAAGUACACUGCUGAGGGGAGCAGCAGGCGGCAGGAGGGGUCUGCGCGCCAUGUAGGACCCUCGCAGGUGGUGGGGGAUCGAACCAGUGCUGCAGAGGCUGCGGGCAGCUUCGCAACCCAGCGCUCAACCGCUGCGCCACCGGGGAGGCCCUGUUCUACAUUUCUUAAUGCAAGACCCGCGGACGCUUUUCCUACGCAGAGCGGCCCACGUGGGGAGGAGCCGGGCAGCACUGACGUACUCACUGGCCAGUCACAGGAGCGAGCUGGCUUGAAGCGGCACCCCAGCCCGCCCACCUCCCCGACUCCUGGGACACGAGGAGAGCGAGCCACUCUCCCUGCACGCCGUGCACACGCACGACCGGAGACGGCCGACCGGAGACGGCCGCUGCUCUCCUAAGAAUCUAUGACGCGGGGCGGCGAGGGGCGCAGCGACAACAGCCGAGAGCUCCAGCUGACGGCCGAGGAUCCCCUCUUCCCCUGUCUGCAGGGCGCCACCCACUGCACGGCCUCGGCCCUCUCUACUCGCUCCGCCGAGUCUCCUUUGCAAGCUCCACCAUUCACCUUCCCCGUCCAGGCCAUGCGGUUACCACAGUGUCGGGCCCUGCCCUGCCCGGGCGCCUUCAGUCCUGCCUAUGAGUCCUGCCUUUGCCUAUGCCUAAUCCGGGAACACACCCACUCCCUGCGGGGUCUCGCUGGCCGCGUCACAGGCAAGGCUGCCAUCCUGGUUGCCCACGCCAGGUAGCGGGAGUCACCUGACCUCUUUUCCCUCUCCCGCAGACCCAACCCCUCGCCAGGCACUACCCCAUUUCAGCCUCCAGAUGACUCUGAUUUUGCCACUUCUCUCCUCGCCCACCGCCACUCCUGGGGCCACGACCCCCAGCACCUGGAGAACUGCAGUGGUUUUCGAGCCAGUCUCCCGUUCCCAGCAAUACUUCCUUCCAACUUUAGCUCCUGACCUGCUUGCUAAAAACCAGGAGCAACUCAGUAGGACAAAGAACUAAUUUAAUCAGGAUAAACACCCGUCACCCUCACCUUAAUCACACUCCCAAUGUGGUUCUGCUGAAUUAAGAGAUCUGUUAGCUCUGCAGUGUUCACAGGAGCCUUUAGGAAAAGCUAAGAGAAGGAAGAAAAUAUUUCAAAUUCAAAUCAAAGCAUGAUAAAAAAAAAAAAAUUUCCACAUUCAAAUAAAAACAAGGCGAUAGCAAUGACCUGACUGGGAAAAUGCCCGACAAGUACAACCCCCGGGCGAAAGGGAAGGCCCAGGAGAGCCAGAGAAGCUGAAGGCACCGAGGCCGAGAGGCGGCGCUCAGUGGGGAGACAGGAGGGCCAGGAGGGGAAGCAGACGGACUCGAGGCCAGAGGGUCUGGGGACGAGAGCACUGGAGGCUGGUGAGGGUGGGGCACCAGGAGCCCUACUUGGUUCUGUAAAGGAAUAAGCAGAAGCAAAGCAUGGAUUUUAUAGCACCAAAUGUGACUUACACGUAAGAAUAAUUCAACCCUAAAAAGUGUAGCUGAGAGUUAGAGAAAGCCAGACACGCAGCUCAAGUCGUCAGCAGAUGAAAAGGGUGGGGUUCAGCACCCCAGCAAGGGUCUGGGAGUGGAGGCACAGAGCAGGGCUAGCCCUGGAGGGGAGCAGCAAUGCCUGGAGGGAGCGGGCGGGAGG